Molecule: messenger RNA, 2273 nt
Organism: Capsicum annuum
Lineage: Eukaryota; Viridiplantae; Streptophyta; Magnoliopsida; Solanales; Solanaceae
Product: pectinesterase/pectinesterase inhibitor U1
Exons: 3
Coding region: 195-1964 (589 amino acids)
Biological process (GO): cell wall modification
Molecular function (GO): pectinesterase inhibitor activity; pectinesterase activity
Source: RefSeq, a predicted model, not a curated record
UGAUAGCACUCAUGAAAUCUUAUGACAAAGGCUCUCACCACAGGUUUGACUGUAGUAUAAAAACCGAUGUAUAAAACAUAAACAAAAAAUUAAAAUGGAACGUUGAAAUUAGGAGGAAUGUCACUUGUAUAAAACCCCACCAAUCCACCGCCACAUCUCCACAACUCUCCCUUCAAAUUUCUUCAUACAAAAAAAUGACACGUGUCAAAGAAUUCUUCGCCGGAGUGUUAGAUUCCGGCAGGAACAUUGAUUUUUCUAAAAGAAGGAAGAAACUGUACUUGGCCAUUGUUGCGCCAGUCCUCCUUGUUGCUGCAGUCAUCGGAGUAGUCGCCGGAGUAAAAUCCCAUUCAGAUAGCUCCGAUGACCAUUCAGACAUAAUGGCCAUUACCUCUUCCGCUCAUGCCAUAGUAAAAUCUGCAUGUAGCAACACUCUACAUCCUGAACUGUGUUACUCUACAAUUGUAAAUGUUACUGAUUUCUCAAAGAAAGUAACAAGCCAAAAAGAUGUGAUUGAAUUGUCCUUGAAUAUCACUAUCAAGGCCGUUCGAAAGAACUUCUAUGCAGUGAAGAAACUCAUCCAAACUAGAAAAGGGUUAACCCCACGAGAAAAGGUUGCUCUGCAUGACUGCCUGGAGACGAUGGACGAAACACUCGACGAGCUGCACACGGCCGUAGAAGAUCUGGAGCUAUAUCCCAAAAAAAAAUCUCUGGUAGCACACGCGGAUGACCUGAAAACUCUAAUAAGUUCAGCAAUUACCAACCAAGAGACUUGCCUCGACGGUUUCUCUCACGACGAGGCCGAUAAGAAAGUCCGCAAAGUUUUGCUCAAAGGCCAAAAGCACGUAGAAAAAAUGUGCAGCAAUGCUUUAGCUAUGAUCUGCAACAUGACCAACACAGACAUUGCCAAUGAGAUGAAAUUAUCUGCCAACAAAAAUAACCGAAAGUUAAUAGAGGAUAACGUCGAGUGGCCGGAGUGGUUGUCCGCCGGAGACAGGAGGUUGUUGCAGUCGUCUACGGUGACGCCGGAUGUGGUUGUAGCUGCGGAUGGAAGUGGAAAUUACAAGACGGUGUCGGAGGCGGUAGCGAAAGCGCCGGAGAAGAGCAGCAAGAGGUAUGUAAUUAGAAUAAAGGCAGGUGUUUACAGGGAAAAUGUGGAUGUGCCGAAGAAGAAGACGAAUAUUAUGUUCAUGGGAGAUGGCAGAGACAAUACAAUUAUUACUGCAAGUAGGAAUGUGCAGGAUGGUAGCACUACCUUCCACUCUGCUACAGUUGCCGCGGUAGGGGAGAAGUUCUUGGCUCGGGACAUAACUUUCCAAAAUACAGCAGGGGCCGCGAAGCACCAAGCCGUGGCACUUCGCGUGGGCUCUGACUUGUCCGCAUUCUAUAGAUGUGACAUAUUAGCCUAUCAGGACACUCUCUACGUCCACUCGAAUCGUCAAUUUUUUGUACAAUGUAUAAUUGCUGGGACCGUUGAUUUUAUUUUCGGAAAUGGUGCUGCUGUUCUACAAGACUGUGAUAUUCACGCCAGACGUCCUGGUUCGGGCCAGAAGAACAUGGUUACGGCCCAAGGAAGAACUGACCCGAACCAGAACACUGGAAUUGUUAUUCAGAAAUGUAGAAUUGGUGCAACGUCUGAUUUGAGACCGGUUCAGAAGAGUUUCCCUACGUACCUUGGAAGGCCGUGGAAGGAAUAUUCGAGGACUGUGAUCAUGCAAUCGUCGAUUACUGACGUGAUUAAUCCUGCUGGGUGGCAUGAAUGGAAUGGAAAUUUUGCACUGAAUACUCUGUUUUAUGGGGAGUAUGCAAAUACUGGGGCAGGAGCAUCAACCUCAGGAAGAGUUAAAUGGAAAGGGUUUAAGGUAAUUACAAGUGCAACUGAGGCCCAAGCUUAUACCCCUGGCAGGUUCAUUGCUGGUGGUAGUUGGUUGGCCUCCACUGGCUUUCCCUUCUCUCUCGGUCUUUGAAACCGAGCGAGCGAGAGAGAGAGAGAGUAUUAUUUUGCUUCAAUUACCGAUUGUUGGUGCCAUUUUUAUUUAGCGAAAUGGUUAGUUUGAGCCAGCCAUGGAGAUCCGAGUGUGCAGGGCAAUGGCAUUUGGCUGAUGGCAAAAUAACAAGAUUCGUCCAUGAAUUGGAGUUGGAAUUAUGAGCUAUGAACUUCUAUUUGUGCCGAUGAAUUUCAACGAUGUAGAUGACAAUAUUAACUAUUGUGUGUAAUUUUUAUGUCAAGUGAAAAGCCAAUAUGGUAAUAAAAGAAGAGAAUUUUCAAAGUUCCA